CAAAUGGAUCCAACGCAUAGCCCGGGAAGUUGACGACCGCCUCUGAAACCGCAACGGCUCGUGCUCCACCACUCCGUCCGUCGAAGUCGAAGGCCGCCUUUCCAUCUUAACGAAACGGCGCUGCCUCCCCCGUCCGAUCAACACCGCAGUGCUACCACCCGUCUCAUCUUAUCUCGAUCACCAGGGGCAGUUUAGGAAAUUUGAAGGAUACUGCUGGGCACACGUUAUAUUUACCGAUGUGCCACUUGUUCACCUCUCCCCCAUGCCCUUCCCGGCGUUCCUCCGCCGUUUCCGUCUCACUCGCUUCGUCGUCCGCCUACGCUUCUUCGCCAUGGCUGCCACUUCCUCGUCCGACCGUGACAUAACCCCUGCCACGACCCGGGUCGGCUGGAUCGGGACCGGCGUCAUGGGCCGGUCCAUGGCUGGCCAUCUCCUCUCCGCUGGCUACUACCUCACCGUCUUCAAUCGGACCCCCGCCAAGGCCCAGCCCCUCCUUGACCGUGGCGCCAAGCUCGCCAGCUCGCCCGCCGCCGUCGCGCGCGCCAGCGACGUCGUCUUCCUUAUCGUCGGCUACCCCUCCGACGUCCGCCGUGUUGCCCUCGAUCCGUCCGAUGGAGCCCUCGCUGGCUUAGCCCCGGGCUCUGUCCUCGUCGACAUGACCACCAGCGACCCUGCUCUCGCGGCCGAGAUCGCCGAGGCCGCCCGCGUGGGGUCCUGCGCCGCGAUCGAUGCGCCGGUGUCAGGCGGCGACCGCGGGGCGCGCGCCGGGACCCUGUCGAUCUUCGCUGGAGGAGACGAGGCCGUCGUCCGGAGGCUGGAGCCUCUGUUCGGGUGCAUGGGGACGGUGAGGUACAUGGGAGAGCCAGGGCAAGGGCAGAGAGCGAAGCUUGGGAACCAGAUUGCAAUAGCAUCGACGAUGGUAGGGUUGAUGGAAGGGAUGAUGUACGCUCACAAGGCCGGGCUUGACGUGGGGCGGUGGUUGGAGGCCAUAUCCACGGGCGCGGCAGGGUCGAAAUCGCUCGAUCUCUAUGGCAAGAGGAUUUUGGACAGGGACAUGGAAGCUGGGUUCUACGUGCAUCACUAUGUGAAGGAUCUCGGAAUCUGUUUGAAGGAAUGCCAGAGCAUGGGAUUGGCAUUGCCAGGUUUGGGGUUGGCGCAUCAGCUGUAUGUCUCGCUCAUGGCGCAUGGGGAAGGGGAAUUAGGGACCCAGGCGUUGAUUUUGGCCAUAGAACGACUCAACAACACCUGCCUCAAAGGAGGGCCAAGCUCAGGAUCAGCAUGAAACUCUGGUAUUCAAUAAAGUUACUUAUUCCUUCUAAUCCUGUUUAGGUUGCUUUCACGUUAAAACUGUCGUUAGUCAGCUAAAUUUGCGAUCUACAUAUCUAUCAUAUGCCAAUUUGCUCUUUGUUUUUCUGCCAAACUGGAUAUGUUAUGUGCUUGUUUGGUUCUGUUGUCGUUGAUGUUUGGCAAUGAAUUAUCACCGCGCUCUUGAAUGCA
Messenger RNA from Musa acuminata AAA Group (dessert banana), 1497 nucleotides. Its product is annotated as probable 3-hydroxyisobutyrate dehydrogenase-like 1, mitochondrial. The coding region runs from base 263 to 1282 and encodes 339 amino acids. The record is from RefSeq and is a predicted model, not a curated record. The transcript has a single exon. NCBI's taxonomy places the organism in Eukaryota, Viridiplantae, Streptophyta, Magnoliopsida, Zingiberales, Musaceae. Gene Ontology annotation, molecular function: NAD binding; NADP binding; oxidoreductase activity.